This is a messenger RNA of Diachasmimorpha longicaudata, 2030 nucleotides long. Its product is annotated as protein enabled homolog. Lineage: Eukaryota; Metazoa; Arthropoda; Insecta; Hymenoptera; Braconidae. The record is from RefSeq and is a predicted model, not a curated record. Bases 748 to 1332 code for a protein of 194 amino acids. The transcript is spliced from 5 exons.
UAUUUUUUUCUUCUGGUAAUUCAGUACAAGAAUUAAUGAUUUUAGUUUCCAUAUAACGUGAGCAUGAAAACAAGAACGAAAGGAAGAGAGAGUGAGAGAUGCGACCAAUCGAAUUCUGUCCAGGUUUAUUUUUGUACGAUAACAGUUAUUAGGAUUAAAUAAGACUUGCUUAUAUUUGUAUUUAAAUGUGCUUGAGCAAUUUAUUUAGCUUGAUGAUAUAAUCAAUUUUUUUCACGUUAAGACGAGCUAGGACACGAAUUUAUUAUUAUUCUUCCACAAUUUUUCAACUUGAUUUUUCUAAUUUUAAAUUAAUUGGCGAACAUAACAUAUAGGCAUUUACUAAAUUCAUCCAGUGAGCAGCGGAAGCUAUCACACAGGAUGAAUCCUGAAACGCGACCAGUUGAGACAACUGUUUAAUUCUAGAUUAGAGAGAAUCAGAUCUGGUAACAUCGAGAUACGCGGGAGCGUAUCGGCCAAGUAUAUAUUUCGAAACCUCGAAUAAAUAGGCCGAGUGCUCCCAAGCAUCUAUACACGACACAACUACUCCUUCCACUACCUCCAAAACUAAUUUCCGUAACUGAGUGAAAACGCGGCAGUUUGCAGCAAAAAUACACUUAGUUACAUUACCUAAAACGCCUAUGCUAUAUUCAUUUAUGUCAAGUUUUUCCGAAUUAAACGCCUAAUUAAAAAGAUCCGCGCAUAGCAACGGAUUUUCUUACAUAUUUUCCACGGUGCGAUUAUCUCAGAAUGAAACGGUCAGAUUUUUGUUCAACAGUUGACAGCAUUUGUUUCCUACGGGCGCUGUUUAGUCGGUUCGCAAUCAGCGUCGCGCGCGAGAAAUUUGUUCAACAGUUGACAGCAUUUGUUUCCUAUGGGCGCUGUGUAGUCGGUUCGCAAUCAGCGUCGCGCGCGAGAAAUGAGAGGUUGGAAAAGUGUCGUGGAUGGAAAAUGCGCCCAGAGGACAGAGAAGAGACUAGGGGAAUCCCGAGAUCUCUCUUUCCGUGCACCAUGGCAAACUUCGAGGACGCCGAUUGCGAUCUAAUGGAUUUUGAGGAUGAAUUGCUACCUUUGGCCCAAAACCGGGCCCCUGGGACUUCGCCACGACAGGCAGCAGCAGCAGCAGCAGCAGCAAGAAGACCACCACCACUACCGUCACCACUACCACCACCACCACCACCACCACCACCACCACCACCACCACCACCACCACCACCACCAGCAGCACCACCGCAGCAUCGUGGUCCCUCAAAGGGAAGCGAAAAUCGCCUUCGCUUGAUCCAACAGCUGCAGAGGCAACUCGAUGCUCUGCAGCGGCAAGAGAAGGAAGAUUGACCUGCAUAUGUUGAGGCCCCUGAGGAGGAAUUAGGGGCGGGUGAAGGAGCCCGAGGCAGGCAGCACAGAGAGAGGAGAAGGCCCAGAGCAGCGAGGCACCUCGGGGAGAGGAAUGCCAGAUAUUGGAAAGGCCAAUACAACCGCUUCCGCCGGCCACCCCGUGGAGGCGGCAGGGGUGGAGGUGGGGCUAGGUUUGGGGGCAUCCAAAUUUAUUAUCAGCAAUAACGGAUGGACUGGCCCCUCUACUCCUUCCAGCAUCCUAUUCCCGGCCUGUGUUCUUCUUGCAUCUAUUCAUUCCAGUUUUCAUACAUCUCAGGAUCCAUUGGGAGGACUAUUUUUCGUUUUCUUUUACUAAAAUUAUCCUUAUCUUAUAAUUAAAUUCUAACUCUAUUCUAACUCUAACAAUAAUUUAAGUCUAAACAAAUAUAAAGAUAAAUAUUGUUUGAAAAUUGUUAACGAAUAUUUAUUCAGAAAAAUAAAAAAAGUUACAUGGACUUUGGUGUGAAUUUCGUAGCUUUUCUUAGAAUUUCUUGCAGAAAAUUUGGUGGGAGUUACAUCCCAUUCGUGUGGCGGAUCAGCCUCGACCAGAGUCCAGCCUUACCGACGGAGGCACGCGCCAGCGCCAUUUUAGUUACUAAGUUAGUGACUCUUUAUAGUUCUUCCGGUUCGCACACCCACGCCACGUGGCCCCGCGCUUU